AUGAAAAUUGAACUCUCGGAUGGCCACCAGUUGGUCCUUCCUGAUGUGCACUACAUCCCUGAGUUACCCAAUAUCAUCUCCUUUGAUCGAUUCCGUCAGGCGGACGGUUGCAUUGCUAUUGAUUGCAAUGGCGACCUUAUUAACGUUCACACACUUAAAGUGGUGAGCCCCUAUACAACUCGACACCUUGUGCUUAAUGUUCGAGUUUUACCUUGUGAUGCUGCGACGACUCACAGCCACGUCGCCUCACACACACCACCCCUCAGUCUAUUUUUAAUUAAUCGACUUGAUACUGUCUCUGAGGAUCCCUGCAGCGAUUCCUCUCCUGACACUGAGUCAGUAAUAUCGAAUGAUGCUGAACAAGAGACCGACCCCUCUGACACUUCAGACACCCUCACGGUCAAGGCCGAUGCCCUCUCUCAACUGUGGCAUAUUAAGUUGGGCCAUCCCGGUGCCAACCAAUUUGCGGCUUUCAAAAGAUUACUUUCAAUACCCAAAUCUGUGGUUCAUGUUCCCCUCACCCAAUGUCGUGGUUGUCUUGGAGCCAAAACCACUAAUCACUUUCCCAAGGAAUCCCGUGGCGUUACACCCAUUACCCAACCUUUUGAGGUAAUCCAUGUCGACAUCUGUGGCCCCUUUGAUUCUCAUCCGGCCUACGACAAUACACGGUACUUCCUUACCAUUGUUGAUCGCUUCUCCCGUUAUGUUACGGCUAUUCCGUUAGCUCGGAAGAGUGAAGCCUCGACUCACAUUCAAACCUUUAUCCUUCGGAGCUACAACGCUCUUCGCGCCACUCACUAUCCCAAACAGUUUCGCUCGGAUAAUGGCACUGAAUUCAUCAAUGAUAAUCUUCUUGUCUUUCUUGAUGAGCACGGUAUCACUCCUCAUUUCACUCAUGCCCAUUGUUCUUCUCAGAAUGGCAUUGCGGAGCGUAUGAACCGUACUCUUGAAGACAAAGCUCGUGCUCAAAUCGCACAUGGCAAUAUUCCUCUUGCUUUCUGGCCUGAGGUUAUUCGGUACUCUGCAUUCAUUCUCAACUGGACACCACGCUCCAACUUACAACAUAAGACACCUACUCACUGUUGGUUUAACAACCUGCUGAUUCCCUGCCCCACCUUUUAUCCUUUUGGGUGCACUGCACAGGUUACGUUUCCGCUUGAAAUCCGUGCCAACAAAUUAGCUCCUAAUUCUCUUGAAUGUGUCUAUUUAGGACCUGCUGUUCAACGCACAGGCCAUCGCUUCUUCAGUUAUGACCUCAUGACGGUCUUCGACUCUGACCAAGCUACCUUACUUCCCGAAGACCUAUACUUUAUCAAGCAUGAUGCGCGCAUUAGGUCUCUUCUGAUUAAUCACAACCGCCUUCUACGGCUCUCCUCCCAAGCAUUAAGUUGCCGGCGCCCUUUAAACGUCUCUCUCCUGAAGACCUCUUUCGUGAAAAGCAAGAUCUCGCGAAUCUCUUUUCCACGCAGCCUCGAACCACUGAAAAGUCUGCUUCUCCUCCGCCCGUGGUCCCGGCGGCCUCCACGACUCUGCUGA
Messenger RNA from Clavispora lusitaniae ATCC 42720, 1536 nucleotides. The record is from RefSeq and is a predicted model, not a curated record. NCBI's taxonomy places the organism in Eukaryota, Fungi, Ascomycota, Pichiomycetes, Serinales, Metschnikowiaceae.